UCACGCGCGGGGACACCGGAGGCGCGUGCACAGUCCGUGUAACGGCCUUGCUUGGCGCGUCUCUGUUUCUCCUCUGGGAGGCUGAGAGUCGCGGAGCUUCCUGGUUGGAGGCUGUGGCGGACGCGAUUUGCUUCCUCAUAUAGGGUUCCGGAGGCGGCGGAAAGUCCAGCGGGUCUCCGAAGCCGGUAGACGGAGCCAUGAAGAAGACCUCGGGCUUCAGGAGGCGGAAGGGCGGGCUGCCCUGGGGCUCGGUCAGCAGCCCCGGGAAGGUGGGCGCGGGCGCCGGGAGUGAGAGUGCGGACCACGCCUCCUCCCAGCCCAGGCGCCACGACCCGGACAAGGGGCUCGACAGGCUCCGCAGAGCUGCCGGCGGGGACCGGACAGAGACGAUGCGGCGGAUCCUUUCUCUGCCGAAGAGUGGCGUGGAUGACAGAGACAAGAAGAACAGGCUGUCCUGUGGACAGAGUUCUGGUGACUCAUGGCUUUCAGUAGAUGACGAACCCUUUGAUUCUGAUGCCAAGACUACCUUUGAGAAUGUUCCACAGAAAUAUGAUAGUCACUUAACUGGAGCUGAUGGUCAAAGAGGAAAAUGUACAAUAAAGGAACAAGAAGAUUCUCUUGAGCAAUAUCAUCACUUGAAGCCUAAGGUUGAAAUCAAAGAGUGUGUUUCGAACCAGGUGGUUGGAAUGAAAGAUGUACAAGCAUGCACAUCAGCAGAACAAGAUUUAGAAGUGACGUCAGAGCAAGAGCCAGAAAGGCUUGAAGGAAGUGAAAAUAACAAGCCACAGAUCCUGUUAACCUACUGAAAAUUCAGGAUGCAGUUCAUUCAUGGGAAAGAUCAAUAGAAGUUGAAAAAAAUCACUGUGAACUACUUACAGUAAAAAUGAAAAAAAUGGAAAAUGAGGUCCAUGUACUACAAAAGGAG
This is a messenger RNA of Gorilla gorilla gorilla (western lowland gorilla), 925 nucleotides long. RefSeq names its product ankyrin repeat domain-containing protein 26. The coding region runs from base 198 to 806 and encodes 202 amino acids. Lineage: Eukaryota; Metazoa; Chordata; Mammalia; Primates; Hominidae. The record is from RefSeq and is a predicted model, not a curated record. The transcript is spliced from 7 exons.